AUGGGUAGCCCCCUAUCACCCAUAUUAGCCGAUAUCGUCAUGGAAAACCUUCUGAAAACAGCAACCAGACAACUUCCGUUUGACAUUCCCGUGAUACGUAAAUACGUCGACGAUUUGUUCAUGGCUAUUCCCAAGGACAAAGUACAAUAUACACUCGAUAUGUUCAACUCAUACAAUCCACAUUUACAAUUCACCAAGGAGGAAGAAUCUAACAACAAACUACCAUUUUUAGACACGAUAGUAACGCGACAAUCAGAUCAAACAAUGUCAACCAUGUGGUAUGCCAAACCCAUCUCAUCGAACCGACUUCUUAAUUUUCUAUCGUUUCAUCCGCUAUCAAUGAAAAUAAACGUCGCCGUAAACUUUAUAAAAAGAGUGACCAGUCUUUCCACGAGUCAAGACCAUAAUUUCCAGCGCAAUGUAAUCUUCCAUCAUCUUCGCACCAACAACUAUCCAACAUCACUAAUAAACAGGCUUAUGACUCGCAACAAUAGCCCUAACAACAUAAAACGGAUAACUGACACUCCAUCAAGUAACGGCUCCAGCAUAAACAACAACAUAGAUUUUACCUACAGAUCACUACCACAUAUUCCUUCUCUAAGUACGACAAUAGCCAGCAUUCUCAAAGCAGAUUAUCCUCAAGUCAAAAUAACGCAAAAACCGAUCAAAACCAUUGCCCGCAUUCUUCCUAGCACCAAAUAUCCAAUAGACCCCAUGCUUCGUUCAAACGUUAUUUACAGUAUAUCAUGUGAAGACUGUAAUAUGUGCUAUAUCGGCAUGACAAGAAAUCAACUAAAAACAAGGCUCUAUGGGCAUAACAGCAACAUAAAUCAGUACCACAAACUGAGAGACGCUGGUAAAAACAGCAACGAUGAACAGAUGAACAAUCUUGGGGAAAAAACUGCCCUGAUCCAACAUAUGAUCCAACACAAUCACACGUUUAAUACAGCACAAGCCAAAAUCAUCGACAGAACCUACCGAUCGUCAUCUCUACCCAUACUCGAGAUGUGCCAUAUUACAAACACAACCAAUACCAUCAACCACCGUACCGAUGUAGACGGACUCAACACUAUCUACGCAGGCAUUUUACACACAAUUAAAGCUACCACUAGUCGCCGAAAAAGAGGCACAACAGAGAGAAAAAUGAUUGUGGAUCACGUGUCUCACUAA
Molecule: messenger RNA, 1170 nt
Organism: Malaya genurostris
Lineage: Eukaryota; Metazoa; Arthropoda; Insecta; Diptera; Culicidae
Exons: 1
Coding region: 1-1170 (389 amino acids)
Source: RefSeq, a predicted model, not a curated record